Messenger RNA from Ilex paraguariensis (yerba mate), 237 nucleotides. Lineage: Eukaryota; Viridiplantae; Streptophyta; Magnoliopsida; Aquifoliales; Aquifoliaceae. The record is from the annotation of a GenBank genome assembly.
AUGAGGCUUCAACCACGAGAUCAUUUGAGUUCAUCAACUAAUAAGCAGGAACCCUUGGCUUCUCGAAGAGAAGAGCCAAAACCACUGUCGGAUGAAGAAUCCUAUAAAAUUGCGAAGCAGAAGGCCGUGGCAGAGUAUAUGCAGAACCAUUACAAAGAGCAAAUGAAGAACUUACGUGAGAGGAAAGAGCGGCAUGCCAUGUGUGUAUGGGAUCAUCUAGCAGAAUUUUGUUGGUAG